Messenger RNA from Heterotrigona itama, 4192 nucleotides. NCBI's taxonomy places the organism in Eukaryota, Metazoa, Arthropoda, Insecta, Hymenoptera, Apidae. The record is from the annotation of a GenBank genome assembly.
UGCGAUGUCAACGUUACGGUUUACCGUGCACCAUGCAACGUGGUCAACGUAGACGUCGCCGAGAAUUGUGAAAAGAAUUAACAAUUGAAUUAUUAAAAGAGACAUCAAUGAUUUUUCUUCAUGCCUAAACUCUUCGCCGAUUCAUAGCUCGUUUUUAUGUUGAUUGAUCGAUUGAAUUAAAUGUUGUAAACAAAUCUCUGUGGCGAAGAAAAAACUGUCGUAAUUAAAGAAAUAAAAUAGUAAAACACGUCAAUAUGGAGAGAAGCACGGGACAAAGAUACGAGGAUGAAAUAACCGAGCAACCAGUGGAUUACAGCAAGAAAUACAGUGAAAGGAAAACGGAGAACUCUGCACGAACUGAUCGAUCUUGUAAAAAAGAAUUCGGGGAACGUGACUCCAAAGUCGACUUAUUUGGAGAUUAUGCUGAAACUGAUCUCGAUCAACCGACAGAUUACAGCCUACGAUACGCUGAGGAUGAUACUGAUGAUGAUGAAAAACAAAGUCCCGAAUAUUUUCCUGGAAGCGUGCAGGAAGACACUGUGAAGACUUACUGCACCGAAGGAACUCCAUAUGAAACGCCUUUUAACUUUUCAACUGCAACUUCUAUGUCUGAUCUGCGUCUAGAGGAUGCAAAGGAGUCUGUAGAUCCGCAGAAAAAGCUCAACAAGAAAACCCUUGAGCUUAACCGUAAGGAAGAUUUAAAUUAUGAGCAUACAAUGCCGAUUAAUUGUAACAAGGACUGUUCGCUUCUUGUUGAGAAAGAAUUGGAAACCUCUAAAGCUUCUGAGUCAUGUAAAUCUAAUUGCCUUUCUAACGAGAAGUUGAUUAAUUAUUAUCAAGCACGAACAUCUGAUGGUUUUUCACGUGCUCCUUCUCUGUCUUCUCUUGGCAAUGCAAUAGUGCAAAGGAAUAAUGCUAAUGGCAUUAUUUCUAAAGUACCUUCUACAGAUUCCUCUGACAAAGCUGAUAAUGUGUCAGAAAGAGCAGAUCGUACUGUGGUCCGUAUUUCUGAUGAAAAUGAUAGCUCUGCAGAAGGCAAAAAUAAUUCCAGAAUUGUAGACAAAGAAGGCAAAAUGGUUACAUUUAGUAGGCAAGACUAUUAUGCAGAGCAAACCCCUUUAAUGUUCUCACGUUGUAGUUCUUUAGGUUCAUUGAGUGGAUUUGAACAGCAUUCCAUACAUGAUGAUCGUAGCUCCAUUAUCAGUGAUUUCAGUCGUAGGACUAGCGGCAUUGUAUCACCAAGUGAAUUACCAGAUUCACCAACACAAACUAUCCCUCCAAGUCCUUGUAAUCACAAUAAUCAAUGUGCGGAUUUUAUAAGCAAAAUACCAGAAGAAGCAGUAAGACCACCGAUGUUGCUUUCAGCAUAUUCAAAGUGUCACGUGCCGCGAACUAGUGUUUUUGAGGACGACAUCGCCACGUUUAAAGAGGAGUCAACUCCUAUUGAAUUUUCCACAGCUACCAGCCUUAGUUCUUUGACUAUUGAUGAUGAGAUGAAAAUUCCCAAAAUGAAUAUUCCUAAACUUCAAAAUGAACUGAAGGAACCACCGAAUGAGCUGGAUAAAGAUGUUAAAGAAAAUUCUUCAGAAGAGAAAGUUAACAAUGUAGAAAUUGAAAAGGAUCAGGAGCAAGUAAGUGAUGGGGACGAAGAUGAUGAAGACAUGUUAGCCGCGUGCAUCAGUAUGGGAAUACAAAAUAAUAGAUACAGACAAUCUUUCAAGUCGUCUAGUGUCCAAAAACCCAUACAGUCUGAGUCGUCAAACAUCUUGGCACGUUGCCAGAGGACACCAGUUUUAAACAGAUUGGAACUUUCAGUUCCUAUUGCUGUUCCUACUUCCGUGGAUACUCCAGUGAAUACAUCCAAAUCUAACAAGUCUGCAAUAGAGGUUGCUGCUGCUCCAGAUACCGUGCAUGUUUAUUGCACAGAAGAUACACCAGCUGACAUUUCCCCAGUGGGCUCGCAAUCGAAUCUUUCAGCUCUGUCCAUGCCGAGUGUUCAGGAAGACGUAGAAAGAAUCGAGGAAGCUAAAUCCUCGGCGGGUACAGUCGAAUGUCACAGAAACGAUUUGUCGGAUGAGAGUUCUAAUCUCUCUGGUGAAGAUGAAAAGAUUCUUGACGAAUGUAUUCAAUCGGGAAUACCAAAAGUUAGACAAAUAACUCCACCGCCAACUAGUUGCAUUCCUUUUGUUCAAAAAACAGAGGUGCUGUCACAAAGAUUCAACAUAUGUGGAACUCCGUCAUCAUCUCCUGUCGAAAGUGGCAACAAGAACUCUGUUCUUCGGAAGCCGAUGAUGUGUCGUGCAACGUUAGAACAUGAAAACGAUCUCUUCGACGACAGCCCGAAUCAUUCAGACGACGAAGCUAUUCUCAGCGAAUGCAUAAGGGCGGCGAUACCUAAGGUUAAACUGAAUAUUUCAACACUUAUAGGAGCGUUGCCACAAAUUGCAGAGAAAUCGAAGAUGACAGCACCGAGAAAACCGUCGUUGUGUACGUCAUAUCGUCAAUCGGAGUAUACCGAGGAUAAUAAAGAUCAAUCGAAGAAGUCUGUAUCAUUUGAGGACAAUUUAAGCCUCUCAGAAGAGGAGGAAGACAUUAUGCUAGCUCAAUGUAUUAAAUCUGGUAUGCCGAAGGCGUUGAAUGUUUCGUCGAGCUCAUCUUUGCUGUCUGUAAAAAAGCAACUAGAGUAUCCGAAAACGAGAAACAUUGCCAGUACUUCGUCUUACUACGUGAACAAACAGUGUCUGAUAAGAAAUCCAACAUUGCAGGCUCAACCACUCCAUAAAUCCGCAGAGAGUGAUUUUUCUCUACAUGGAGGAACUUCUUGCACUUUCCACUCUGCGAAAGUUCAAGAAAAUAGAAGACACAUUGUUAAGAACGGUGGAAUCAGUACAUACGAAAGAACGAAUCCUGUGCCAUCGUACACUAGAAAACUUCUCCACUCAGAACACGAACAUAACAGUAUGAGCGAAAACAUUGUAAGCACGUCGCGUUCUGAAAUUCCCAGUUGUAGAUCUCCGGUUCUAAAUGUUGAAAACGACGACGACGAACCGUGUAGGAGUGUAACGAAGUCAAAUGUAGUGCCUUCGAGGCAUAGUUCAAUAAGCUCCCUUAGCGAAGAAGGUUCGCUCGGUUCCAUCGAGGAAUGGGCACUACUAGAGUUGUGCAUUAGUUCUGGGAUGCCCAGGAACAAGUAUCGUUUGAAAGGGAUGAAGAACACAGAGGGAAAUGUCAACGAGGAGUGUGACACCAUAGCCGAGGAUAAUUAUUCGAUAUGUAGUUAUAACUCGUACGUUUGUAAGACCUAAACGAAACGCAAGGACUGAAAAGUCGCGCCUAUAGAAAGAUUAAAUACUUUUUUACGAUAAUCGAGAAAAGAAUGGCAAUCAAGUGUGCGUACGUUUGACGAAGCAUGUGCAGGAGAUCAUUAUAGUUCUGUGAUUGAUAAAAACUUGCAAUAGAAGAUAUUCCAAAACCACGCGUUAAUUAGGUAGAAAGUAACAGGAUGUGAUGAAAAGUAUACGCUUCGUUCGAGGAAAAUACAUUUCAUUUCACUUUCUUAUUUGACAAUGAAUCGACGAAGAUUUAGGAAGAUGCGAGUUUUAAGCAAUUACUGAUAUGCGUUAGGUGUUUUUAUGGGGAUUUGGGAAUUUAUUUAUUGGUUUAAAACUUGUACGAGAUGAGACUUAUGUUUAUUAAAAGAUAUAUCUUUUCUUUAUUACCCUUCGUUAUCUGUUACUUCAAUCAAAUCAUAGUUUUGAAACAUACAUCGAGGAGGUGUAAUUAUUUUUAAAAGAAGAUACCUCUCUUUUCUUCCAGUUCCUGAGAAAUCAAUUUUUUUACAUCGAAUAUCCUCGAGGGAUAAAUAAUUGGAAAUUAUAUUAUGAUUUUUCAGAGAAUACUAUUGUAUUUCUGAAAUACGUGAUUCAUAGAUCGUGCAAUGAAUUUACCGAAGAAUCAUCGAUAGAUCAUUUUUUUUUUUAAAGCUCUUAGAUAGAAACCAAGGCAAGAUUUUUAUAGAUAGAAAAAAAAAAAUUGUAUUGUUUGAUCCAGCUUAGCUGCUUUUUUUUUUUAAUUAUAAAGUUAACAUUUAAGACAAAUACAUAUAUUUGCGAUUAAUAGUUCCAAUCGUUAUAUUAUUACAGCUUAAUAAAAUUUGGGACAUUGUAAAAGUAUUUGUUUUAUACAAUUUCAC